UUUAUGUGACUGAAAAGUGGAGUAAGAGAAGGGAAGAUAAAAUCAGUAAGAAAUUCUGUCAGAGAAGUAGAAAGAGCAGUCAAAGAACAGACAGGUUGGAUUUCAGAAUACUCUAUGAAAGGGAAUAAGAAUGAUUCCAAAGUAUCAAAUGGCUAGACUAUUUCAACCUCCUGGUAACUAGUUUCCAUACCACCUCUCUAGUCCCACACUUUUCUCUCCACUGCCCUUAGUUGUACAUUCCUUAAAACAUCCUUUAUUUUUAUCAGUUAACUCUCUUCCUCCCUGCCUACAGGUUAAAAUUCUGAUUUAUUAUCUUGUUGUAAUAGGCCCUUUCCUAUCUGUGUCACAAAGUAUAAAGCCUUUUAUAGUUGCUCAUAAGUUAAAUUUCAAGCCUGUUCUUUACUGCAUUCACCUUCAGUGAACCUGUCACUCUUUGAAAAUGACCUCCAUACCUUUCUUCCUGAAAGGCACUCAUUGAAAUGAGUGCCUACAUUUCUGUUUCUUCACAACCCAGUAUAUCCUUCAUGAAACUUUUCCUAUGACCUCAAGGAUCUCUUAAUUGUUCGAAUCUUUUAAUAGAAUUUCACAGAUGAUAUGGUAUUUGUUCUUAAGUGCUUUCCACUAAUCUAAGAGUCAGCAGUGUUUUUAAAUAUAAAGGGCCAGGUAGCAAAUAUUUUAGGCUUUGUAGGCCAGAGUCUCUGAAGUAACUCUGCAAUUAUGACAUGAAAGCAGCCAUAGAUGAUACAUAAAUGGGUGUGGCAGUGUUACAGUAGAACUAUAUUCACCAGAACAGACAGAAGGCUAUAGUCUGCUCUAGUUUGCCAACCCCUGCAUCAAAGUUAUUCUGACUCAGCUAUUUUGAUUAAAGUUUAUACAUGAAAGAUGUUCACACAUUCAUAUUGUAACUGAGCUGAGUCUAGGAAAUGAACAUAGGAGCAGAAAAGGUGCUCUGUAACAGAGCCAGACUGGUUUCCUAUCUCCCAGGAUUUUGCUCUUUAGUUAAAAGGGUUGUCAAUCCCAGAGCCUUUUCAACCGCAGGAUCUUCAGGUUCUGAUGAGUCUCAUGUGGCCACUGCACCUCCAGAUAUCUGCUCUCGAACAGUUUGGCCUGAUGAAACCAUGGGACCAUUUGGACCUCAGGAUCAGAGAUUCCAGCUUCCUGGGAACAUAGGUUUUGACUGUCACCUCAAUGGGACCGCAUCACAGAAGAAAAGCCAGGUUCAUAAAACUUUACCUGAUGUUCUAGCAGAACCUUUAUCGAGUGAAAGACAUGAGUUUGUUAUGGCACAAUAUGUGAAUGAAUUUCAGGGUAAUGAUGCACCUGUUGAACAAGAAAUUAACAGUGCAGAAACUUACUUUGAAAGUGCCAAAGUCGAGUGUGCAAUCCAGACAUGUCCAGAGUUGCUGCGAAGAGAUUUUGAAUCACUGUUUCCGGAAGUAGCCACCAACAAACUAAUGAUUCUGACUGUAACACAGAAAACUAAGAAUGAUAUGACUGUUUGGAGUGAGGAGGUAGAAAAUGAAAGAGAAGUGCUCUUAGAAAAGUUCAUCAGCGGUGCUAAGGAAAUUUGCUAUGCCCUUCGAGCUGAAGGCUAUUGGGCUGACUUUAUUGACCCAUCAUCUGGUUUGGCAUUUUUUGGACCAUAUACAAACAGCACUCUUUUUGAAACAGAUGAACGCUAUCGACAUUUAGGAUUCUCUGUUGAUGAUCUUGGCUGCUGUAAAGUGAUUCGUCACAGUCUCUGGGGUACCCAUGUGGUUGUAGGAAGUAUCUUUACUAAUGCUACACCAGACAGCCAUAUUAUGAAGAAAUUAAGUGGAAACUAGCAGUAGUGUCAAUUAAUUUGAUCUUCUGCUUGUCUGUAACAUUUGGGAUGAUCCACAAGCAUUGUCAAAGGCUUCCGUUUUUAAAAUUUACUCCCUUGUAGGUAUUUAUUUCAACAUUAUGGAUUUACAAUAUUGGCAAGUGGUUUAUAAUUUUUAAAUUUCAAAUACUCAUAUUAUCAUUAAAUACAUGCUGAGCACAUCCACAUUGUACAGAAUGUGAUAAUUAACAUGUAACCAGGGUAUGCUCUCAUAUUGUUAUUUCUCCCCUUAAUUGGAACAACCUCACUUUUAAUCAUACCUCUCCAAAAAUAAAUCAUACAUUUGGCUAUGAUCA
Messenger RNA from Odocoileus virginianus texanus, 2160 nucleotides. The record is from RefSeq and is a predicted model, not a curated record. Lineage: Eukaryota; Metazoa; Chordata; Mammalia; Artiodactyla; Cervidae.